Messenger RNA from Gorilla gorilla gorilla (western lowland gorilla), 559 nucleotides. Its product is annotated as putative ribosomal protein eL39-like 5. Gene Ontology annotation, cellular component: cytosolic large ribosomal subunit; ribosome. The record is from RefSeq and is a predicted model, not a curated record. The transcript has a single exon. Gene Ontology annotation, biological process: translation. Gene Ontology annotation, molecular function: structural constituent of ribosome. Bases 318 to 473 code for a protein of 51 amino acids. NCBI's taxonomy places the organism in Eukaryota, Metazoa, Chordata, Mammalia, Primates, Hominidae.
UUGGUUAUUUCCCUGCACAGGUUUGCCUCUUCUUGCAUCAAGUUGGCCUUCUUUUGAAGCUUCAGGAGCCUUGAAAAGAGCCCUGCCCAGUCUCUCUUCUGAAGCCUUUCUUGCUCAACACAGUGUACUAUGGAAAUCUUCACAGCAUAUUGCAUUAUGGCAAAAAUACCAAAAUCUCAACCAUAGAGUGACUACAAAAACCACAGCUAGGUUUGCCUUGAAAAUUACAAUAACCUUUUUUAACUUAAAAAGAAAAACAGGCCCCUCUCUCUUCCUUUCUCCACCAUUGUAGUGUGUGUUUGGCUCCGCCUCUCUCCAUGUCUUCUCACAAGACUUUCAAGAUUAAGCAAUUCCUGGCCAAGAAACAAAAGCAAAAUCGUCCCAUUCCCCAGUGGAUUCGGAUGAAAACUGGUAAUAAAAUCAGGUACAACUCCAAGAGGAGACAUUGGAGAAGAACCAAGCUAGGUCUGUAAGGAAUUGAACAUGAGAUGGCACACGUAUUUAUGCUGUCUAAAGGUCACAAUCAUGUUACCAUAUCAAGCUGAAAAUGUCACCACUA